Molecule: messenger RNA, 1005 nt
Organism: Bombus pyrosoma
Lineage: Eukaryota; Metazoa; Arthropoda; Insecta; Hymenoptera; Apidae
Product: serine/threonine-protein kinase RIO3-like
Exons: 6
Coding region: 158-802 (214 amino acids)
Source: RefSeq, a predicted model, not a curated record
UUAAAUUCCCACUUUAACUGUAAUCUAUUUCAAAUACCCUUAUCGAUUCACUUUGGCUUAACUUCACGCGAUAUAUUUUAGUGUGCUAGGCGUUUCUAAUUCUUCAUUCGUUUAUUUUUCAUCGUCUUCCACAUUUUUAUUUGUUCUAAUUUUAAGAAUGUCUACUCCAUGGGCGAAAAUUCAGCCAGUAGAAGGCCCUGUCAAUUUAUUAGAUAUUACUUCGGAACAACUUGCAAAGAGCUUGCAAGAGAAAGAAUUUAAAAAGAGUCACAUUCAGACAGUAGAUAAUAUAAACAUUGAGAAUUAUACAAUAUGUGACACAAAUGAUACAGAAAAUGAUGAAGUGAUUGCAAAUAUGUUGCAAGAUCAAUUUAACAAAGAAUAUGAUCUAAUAUUAAAACGUACAGAGCAAAAAUUAAAUCGUGAUUCUAAAGUUAAUAUAACUUAUACAAACUAUCGAACUUCUCUAUCUGAGGACCAGGAUGAAAAAGACACAGAUAUUGAAGAUACAACUAGAGAUUUCGAUAGAUUUGUGAGCAUAGAAAAAGAAUAUGCUUCUAUACCACGUUGUGGGUAUAGAAAAAUGGGUGGUAAAGGAUCCCAAAUUGUAACAAAACAUGAUAUGUUAAUGACAUCAAGAAUAAAUGCCUGCAGAGUUUUACAGUUCCCACCGGGUAUUCAUACAGGGGACACAGGAGGAUUUGAUGUCAAAUUAAACAAUAAAGUGUUCAAUAGUUUAAGAGCUCAUAGUCAUGCUCAGUAUUCAAGACAGAAAGCAAAAGCACGACCACAUACAAAAUAAACUAACUAUAUAUCUUGCUUUCUCUCGUUAUAUGCAAACGCGUACUGCUUAAUUAUAUCAGAAAUGGAUUGGUCUUAGAAACAUUUAAAACGUAAUUAUUUUUGACAUUAAACACUUUAUUAAAUGUUGUAAUGAUAUCAAUAUUACUAUAUUGUAAUACAAAGGUACAAAAAGAUUAAAUAAACGAACUUAUUGAUUGCUAA